AUGAGUGGACAAUCCAACAAGGAACUCGAGACGGGCUAUGUGAUUUUGAAAGAUCGGCCGGACGAGGGCCCAAAAGCAAGAAUCGAAGUUAAAACGCUGAACCACCUGGCGACCUAUACCGACAUUCCGGUGCCAAAGGUUAUACGCGACUGGGUCGACCGCGAUGGACGCUAUUUCGUUUUGAACGAACGUAUUCAUGGCCAAACGCUCGAGGAGGCCUGGCCUUCUUUGUCAGAACCCCAAAAAAUAGAUAUCGCGGACCAAGUCGUCCAAGUGCGCAAGCAGCUUCGAUCCGUGACCUCAACCUCCAUCCAAUGCAUCGAUCAGGGCCCAUGCUACCCGGGUUUACUGUUUUUCGAUCUUGAACCCCACGGACCGUUUCACUCUGACCAAGAGCUCUGGGAUGCCUUGGCUCUUAAACUUCACUACCUCCCCCAGCAGGUUUUGGAGAACUUGAAGAGCCGCCUGCCAAAAUGCGAGCCGUAUGUGCUUAGCCAUUGCGAUCUUAAUUUGGGAAAUGUCAUGGUCCAAGACGGGAAGGUUGUUGGUAUACUCGACUGGGAGUACGCUGCCUUUUUCCCUAUCUGGUACGAAUAUGUUUCGGCCUCUUUUGGAUUCACGGCCCUGGAUGUAGAAUGGGAGAAGUUGCUCCAGGGGCGCUUAGGCGUAUAUGACGCGGCACAUGACGAUGCGAAGGCAUUUUGGACGGAUAUGUGUAGUCUACGGCAGUACCCGAAUUUGGAUGAGAAAGGCCAAGAAACGUUGAAGAGACUGUCUUAG
Messenger RNA from Penicillium mononematosum, 780 nucleotides. RefSeq lists its product as uncharacterized. The coding region runs from base 1 to 780 and encodes 259 amino acids. The transcript has 2 exons. NCBI's taxonomy places the organism in Eukaryota, Fungi, Ascomycota, Eurotiomycetes, Eurotiales, Aspergillaceae. The record is from RefSeq and is a predicted model, not a curated record.